This is a messenger RNA of Melanaphis sacchari, 1078 nucleotides long. Its product is annotated as omega-amidase NIT2-like. NCBI's taxonomy places the organism in Eukaryota, Metazoa, Arthropoda, Insecta, Hemiptera, Aphididae. The transcript has 6 exons. The record is from RefSeq and is a predicted model, not a curated record. Gene Ontology annotation, biological process: L-glutamine metabolic process; oxaloacetate metabolic process. Gene Ontology annotation, cellular component: mitochondrion. Gene Ontology annotation, molecular function: omega-amidase activity. The coding region runs from base 91 to 942 and encodes 283 amino acids.
CGGGCAAAUCUCUAAAAUUUAACACUAUAUAAGUACUUAGUAGUCUAAAAAUAUAUUAGCUAAGUGAAUCGCCGACUUACGAAAGAUAAAAUGACUUCUUCAGGUUCAGGUUUUCGGGCAGCCGUAUUGCAGUUGACUGUCACGCCCGACAAAUCAACAAACAUAGCCAUCGCUGUAAAACGUAUUCAGCAAGCAAAGUCGAAAGGCUGCACAUUAGCUGUAUUACCAGAAUGUUUUACUACACCAUACGACAAUGCUUUGUUUAGAAAAUACGCUGAAACCAUUCCUGAUGGUGAAACAUGUAAAGCUUUGUCACAAGCUGCCAAAUCAAAUAAAAUGUACGUUGUAGGUGGUUCAAUCCCAGAAUUAUGUGAUAACAAAGUCUACAAUACGUGUACGGUUUGGGAUCCGAAUGGAAACCUGAUAGCCAAACAUAGAAAAGUUCAUUUAUUUGAUGUAAAUAUUCCCGGUAGUACUUGCUUCAAAGAAUCUAAUGCUAUGUCUCCAGGCAAUACACUUAAUACGUUCCAAUUGGACAAGUAUAAAGUUGGACUAGGUAUUUGUCAUGACAUGCGAUUUUCGGAAAUGGCAGCAUUAUAUCAAAAACAAGGAUGUGAUUUGUUGAUAUACCCUGGUGCUUUUUGCACGGAGCUUGGACCCCCACAUUGGAGCUUGUUAAUUAGAUUCAGAGCAUUGGAAAAUCAAACAUUUGUAAUUGCUGCUUCACCGGCCAGAGACACUAAAUCUAAUUACGUAGUAUGGGGUCAUUCAAUGGUUGUGGAUCCAUGGGGUAAAAUUGUAGAAGAAGCUGAUGAAAAAGAUAUGGAUUUAUAUGUAGAUCUUGAUUUUACUCUUCGGGAAAACAUUAAACAGCAAAUACCCAUUAAAAAUCAAAGAAGAACUGAUAUAUACGAUACAAUUGAUGUGAAAAAUAUGAAUUAAUGCAACUCUGAUUGAUUGAUACUUAUAAUUAGACCUAUAAAUAGUCUAAUUGGCAUUUUUGGAAAUCGGAAAAUGGAAAUUAUUUUAAUCAUAUAUUAAGAGUUUUACUAGCUUGUAAGAAAAAAAAAUGUUGAAA